Molecule: messenger RNA, 2225 nt
Organism: Acipenser ruthenus (sterlet)
Lineage: Eukaryota; Metazoa; Chordata; Actinopteri; Acipenseriformes; Acipenseridae
Product: putative monooxygenase p33MONOX
Exons: 9
Coding region: 361-1296 (311 amino acids)
Cellular component (GO): cytoplasm
Source: RefSeq, a predicted model, not a curated record
AAUCUCGCGACAGAUACUCGCCGUUUUAUGUCUGUAGCUGAGGAAAGCCAUGGCUGAGAGUAAUAUCUGUUGUUUGUGUAAAAUUAACAAAAAUAACGGCUUUUCUGUCCGGAUUAGGAAAACUUUAACGCUGCAUUGUUAAUGCCAAUAGACAAGGAGCACCAGCACCAGGUCUUCAGCCAGCUCAUUUACAUCCCAGCUCAGUUUCCAUACUCCUCCAGGAUGCUUUGGAUUCAGUCUCUUCUUAACAGUGUGCAUCGUAAAGUUCAUCAGCAGACAUAAACCCCACUGAUUUUCAGCUUGCUGAAAAUCCGAAGGACUGCAGUCUUCACUCAUUAUCUGUAUCUGUGGUUCAUUCCUAUGGCUUCAAGACCAUCUGGAAUGCCAGCCCUGGAGUCGGGAGGUUCGGAGGGGAUGCUUGAGUCGUUGUCUCUGCCGAUCGGGAUGAAUCGGCGUGCGUUCAGCUACGAUGACGCCCUUGAUGACCUGGGCCCCAUGACUCCACCCCCUUCAGACAUCAGUGCCAACAUACUGUGGAAGAAGCCCAUCAUCCCAGAGAGGAAGUACCAGCAUCUCUCUGAGGUAGAAGAAAACGGACAGGUCCUGCCCCCUUUCCAUGCCAGUGACACUGCUAGCAAGCCCGCUGUGCCAGUGGUUAAGGCGAAGGCUACAUCCAUCAUCAUGAACUCGCUUAUCACAAAGCAGACCCAGGAGAGCAUCCAGCGCUUUGAGCGGCAAGCAGGCCUGACGGACACGGGCUACACCCCCCACAAGGGGCUGACUGCAGAGGAGACUCACUACCAUCGCGUGGCAGAGGCAGUGCAUAAGCUGAAGAUGCAGAGUGGGGAGUCCAAAGAGGAGAAACAGACAUCAUCUGCACAGUCCACACCUAGUGGGACACCUCAGACAUCCCCCAAACACAAACGCAGGGGCUGGUUCAGUCAGGGUUCAACAGCCUCCCUCACUGGUUCUGAAAUUGCCAGUACUAAUUCCAGCAUUGAUAUGGGUCCUGUGGAGGGAGGAACAACUGAGAAGUGGAGUCUCUUUGGUCCUCGACAUGUUGUCCAGAAAUCCACCACUGACCCAGGAGGAUUUGCUUUGCAGUCUUACCGUGGUGCUCAGAAGCCUACCCCAAUGGAGUUGAUGCGAGCACAGGCCACCCGUUUAGCCGAGGAUCCUGCAAACUUGAAACCCCCAAGGAUGGAUGUACCAGGCAUGGACGUGAAGAGGCAGGCACCCCGAUCACACAACCUCAAACCCCGUGACAUGAACGUGCUUACCCCUUCCGGCUUCUAGUGACCCCAUAGAUUAAACAUGGACCAGUCUUUGGACCUUGACUCCCUGCCCCUGAGGGAUUGUCUUGGCUCCUGUUCACUUCUUUAAAAGGACCUGCUGCAAGGGAUCUCUCGGAUCACCCAUUUAGAUGCGCGUUAGGUUUUGCAAGGAUUGUUGUUUAUAUGUCUACUAGAUAUCAUCACUUAACGUUAAUCCAAGUAAAAUACCGGUGUGUGUAUAUAUACAUAACAUUCAUUGCCUUUUUUCGAAUCCCAGUCAAGUUUUUAAGUUAGUGUGACAGUAUGUAGGUGUCAAAAACAGCUCCUUUCUAUAUACAUGGAAGAUUUUCUUUCAAGGAUCAAUAUUAGCUUAUACAGCUAGUUUACCAAGAUAUUUUGAGAUUGUGGUUUUUGACACAAUUAUGCCUUUGGCGGUUUUAUUUUUUUUCCAUAAUAUUAAGUGUAGUGCAGAGAAAGUUCCUGACAUUUCUGACUGGGCUGUAAGUAAACUUGUGGUUAGCUGAAAGUGUUAAUUUCUUCUGAGCAGAGCAGGUGUCUUCAAGCUUGUCACUUGUAACAGAUCCAUUGAGUAGACUUUUUUGUUACAUGUAUAUAACCAUGUUCCUGUAUAGUAUUAGUCACUGUCGUGUGCAUGGUCCUUCCCCCCCGCCCCCUUGCAAUCCAUGUAUGCACUGUGUUGGGUUGUGCUUGUUUAAUUAGCAGCCAUUGUACAUUUAAAGGAAUUGUCGCUGAUCCACUUUGUAUUGUGCAGCUACAUUUGAUGCAGUUAAAAUACUGAAUUAUCAGAAAACAUUUAGAUCAAGACUGGAGUGCAGAUUAGCUAUCUAAUUUAUUUUAAUUUCAUUCUCAUUUUGAUGAUGAACAUAAUUUCAAUGUUUUGUUCUUAUGUAAUAAAGCCAAACCUCUUUAAAUAUGUUUAAGUAACACUAA